This is a messenger RNA of Ictidomys tridecemlineatus (thirteen-lined ground squirrel), 3716 nucleotides long. The record is from RefSeq and is a predicted model, not a curated record. NCBI's taxonomy places the organism in Eukaryota, Metazoa, Chordata, Mammalia, Rodentia, Sciuridae.
AGUGAAGGUAGCAAACCAUCCGCUUUGCGGGAGGUGGUGAGAAGCGCGUUGGCUCUGGGUCGAGCCCCCCUGCACCGGGUCGGGGUUGGGGGGAGACUGUUCUUGUUUUAGUGGACUCCAUUCGGAAUGAGCUCAGGAGUUCCUGUUUCCCACCCUGCUGCUUGGGCUACCUUGGGUACAGCAUUAACUUCCAUCUGUGACACUGGGUGCCAAGUUGGUAUUCAGAUGCAAUAAUGAGAUGAUGUAUGAAAAGUCUUUUUUUAUUUAUUUACUUUUAUUUAUUUAUUUAUUUUUGCUUGUGCUGGGAAUUGAACCUUGCACAUCCAUUCCCAGUGAAGGUGUGAUUCCCGAAAUUUCCUUCCAGGGGUCAUAAUCAUUCUGCCCUUCCUUCCCCCCUUUGUCGACCUCUCCCUUUCCCACAGGCAGCCUCUACCUUGUUUUUCAGGAUCUGGAGAAUCAUCCACUGAUGGGUUUUGCCCAGGCCCCCCAAAAGUUGGAACUCUAGAGCUCUUUGAAGGAAAGGAAUUGCCAAAGGAAUCUUCCACGUGGGCACACACCAGGACCUGCAACUCGUGUGGUCCGUACAGGAGGACAAAGUGGGACUUGAGGAUUUGGGGCCAUGGCAGGGCCGAGCCUGCCCCUUCGUGUGGCCACGCUUCUGACGGGGCUGCUGGAAUGUCUUGGCUUUGCGGGUGUCCUCUUUGGCUGGGCUUCGCUAGUGUUUGUCUUCAAAACAGAAGGUUACUUUAAGGAGCUCUGUGAAGCAGAUGCUGGGCUCCUGAGCAACGCCACAGGGCAAGCCGACUGCAAAGCCCAGGACGAGAGGUUCUCUCUCAUCUUCACCGUGGCCUCCUUCAUGAACAACUUCAUGACGCUGCCCACUGGCUACAUCUUUGACCGUUUCAAGACCACCGUGGCCCGCCUCUUAGCCAUAUUUUUCUAUACCAGUGCCACUCUGACCAUAGCCUUCACCUCUGCAGACUCGGCUGUGUUGCUCUUCCUGGCCAUGCCCAUGCUCACCGUCGGGGGAAUCCUGUUCCUCAUCACCAACCUGCAGAUUGGGAACCUGUUUGGCAAACACCGUUCUACCAUCAUCACCCUCUACAACGGAGCAUUUGACUCUUCCUCUGCAAUCUUCCUAUUCAUUAAGGUAAAUAAUAGCAGAAUUUGGUAUUCUUUUUUUUUUUUUUUUUUAGGAAUGAAUCCUGAUGGGUUUAAGCCAACCACAGCAUCUCCCCCUACCCCACCACCACCACCAGUGAUGGUCAGAAGGGUGGAUCUGAGAAUGUUCCUGAAGCUAGGAAGAGGCAGGGCUGAGACGGGAACCCCAGGCCCGUCCUCUUCCCAGGCUACCAGAGCACCCCCUACUUUUCUGCAUAUUAGAAUCACUAGAAUCAUUUGGAGAUUAUUUUUGAAAAAUGGGAGCCUGGUUUUUACCCCCAGGCGUCCUGAUCGGAUCCCAUCUGGACCCUGGGGUGGUUCAAAGGUGGCUCCGUUGUGCAGGGAAAUGGGGAAAUGGGGAUCCACUGCACUGUUCCCUCCAGUCUGGGUCUUGGGUGCAGCUCACAGUCCCUGGCCUGGCUGCUGGGGCUUCUGUUUCCACAGCCUGUGUUCUGGGCGUGGUUCCAGAAAGGAAGAGAAGAAAACAGCUGAGCCCGAAAACAGGGAGCUGCAGUCAAAUGAGUGUCUUUCAUCAAACGGAGGUGAGCCCUGCUGGUCAGCUCAUCUCCCCUUCAGAACCUGGCCUUUCCUGCCACUCACCAAGGCCCUCACCUGGCUCCUCCCCUCAGGAGCACCCCAGGGGCUGAGUCAGGACAGGAGGGGUGGAGAAAGGACCUUCUCUGUCCCCUCACUUUGUAGAGGCAUUAGAGAGGGCAGGACUUUUGUCCCUUUUGUGUUCCUUCCCUGUGUUGCUCUUUUCUCUCUGCAUCUCUUCCUGCGCCCAGUGAAGUCUGCCUUCCAUUGUUUGGCUCCCCACCCCUACUCCAGGCCUGCUCUCACCUGCGGUGCCAGUGCACUGACGUUGGUUUCUUUGUCCCCAUGUCUGUCUCAUGGCUCUGCCCUCUCUCAUGGCCCCCUGUCUCCAUUGCUGCCUCCUUUCCUUCCUUUCUCUUUGGUUACAAAUCAGCCACUGCUGGCUAUGGGAGAAGUAAAGACAAGACUUGGAAGGAGGACACAGAGUUGUAGCCAAAGGAUACAAGGUAGCCAAAGGAUACUAGGAUUGUCUCGGCGCUUCGCCUGGCACCUGGUGUGGCUGUCCGUGAUCCAGCUGUGGCACUACCUCUUCAUCGGCAUGCUCAACUCUCUGCUGACCAACUUGGCGGGCGGGGACAGGACUCAGGUCAGCGCCUACACCAACGCCUUUGCCAUCACUCAGUUCUUCGGAGUGCUGUGUGCCCCCUGGAACGGGCUGCUCAUGGACCGGCUUAAGCAGAGGUACCAGAAGGAAGCGAAAAGGACAGGUUCUUCCACUGCCGCUGUGGCCCUCUUGUCGGCAGUGCCUUCACUGACCCUGACGUCUCUGCUGUGCCUGGGCUUCGCCCUCUGUGCCUCCAUCCCUGUCCUCCCCCUCCAGUACGUCACCUUCAUCCUGCAGGUGGUCAGCCGCUCCUUCCUCUAUGGGGGCAACGCUGCCUUCCUCACUCUCGGUUUUCCUUCAGAGCACUUUGGAAAGCUCUUUGGACUGGUGAUGACCUUGUCAGCCAUUGUGUCCCUGCUGCAGUUCCCCCUCUUCACCCUCAUCAAAGGCCCCCUCCAGAACAACCCCUUAUACGUGAACGUGACGCUGUUGCUCACCACUCUUCUGACGUUCGUCCACCCCUUCCUGGUGUACCGGGAGUGCCACUCCUGGAAGGAAGACCCCUCUGAACCAUGAGCUCAGAAUCCCUCCCUGGAUGCUUCUCAUUAUUGUUCCCUGCCUUUGAGCACCCGUGCCCAUGGACUUUGUCUACCCAGGUUACUUGUAUUAAGUAGUCAUUAUUUUUUUUCUAAAGAGAGAGAGAGAGAGAGAGAGAGAGAGAUAUGUUUAACUGCUCACCAGGUUUCUGAUCAGCAAGAAGGGAAUCUCAGUUGCCUACAAACCCAAGGCAAAGGCUUGUGGAUCUUCUCCUUGGUUCCAAAGCAGGAAGUGACUCUCUACAUGACUCUGGCAGGCCCUUGAGAGCAAGAGAGGUGAUAUGGAGGACGAGCUGUGUCCCCUGCUUCUUUAGGCCACUCUGGCCCGGAAGCUCACAUGUGCUGGAACCUGUGCUGCCAGGUACAUUUCUAGGUGAAGUGUGAGGUCAUCAUGGCCUACUGCCUGGCGUUUAGAGGUAGACCUAGCAGCAGAACUAGCUUUCCCUCUGAAGCACAUCUUGGUUGGAGAACUUUCUAUGAGCUUCAGGAGAAAGAGGAGCAGACAGAGGCCCCUGGUGCCGGAUGAGCUUGGGUGCCCUGUUUUGGUCUGAGCAUCACUUUUCCCGUGUGUAAAAUGAGAGAGUCCCAGGUUCUUUCUGGAGCUAAUGUCCUGGAAAGUCUUAGGAACAGUGACAGGGAGUCCACCUGCCCAAGGACCUUAGGAACCAGCUGACCCACUUGCCAGAAGAAAGUCUGAUGAACCCUCCUGGGGAUAUUUUCCUCCUCAGGAAGGGGGAUAGUUAUUUACUUUCUGGCAUUUUAUAAAACAUUUUUAUAUGGGAUAAUUUUGUAUAAAAAUAAAGACUCUGUGUCUAAGACCA